GUGCCACAUCAGCUUCCAUCCAGACGAGGCGAGACGAGACGCCCUAUAUCUUCCUAAAUCAACAGCCUCUCUCCUUCUGGUUUCUCGCUUGAGCUAAGGAACCCUAAAUAAGCUGCUCUAUCUUCUGCUCGCUCUUCCAAAAUAUUUGUUAUUGGUCACUUCUAGGCCUUCAAAUCUGUUUAAUCUGAAUCAUAAAUUAUCAAUCGGACGUUUCAAAGUUUCUGUUGCUGCCUAUCUGGAGUCACUGGACUUUAGAGUUUGCAUUGUUAUAAUAGAGAUUUCAACAUGCCAAAGGAGAGAAGAGAUCGUUCUGUCUCGUUUGAUAGAUGCAAGGCAUCUCCUUAUCCAUGCAGCUCUAGCCAUGCUCAGAGAUCUUCUGCUAAAAUCUCUUCUGAAACCGAGGAAAAUUUGAAGGAAUGGGAAGAAGCGAGGUGCCCUGUUUGUAUGGAACAUCCUCAUAAUGCAGUUCUUCUGUUAUGUUCUUCCCAUGAGAAGGGCUGCCGCCCCUAUAUGUGUGACACAAGCUACCGCCACUCCAACUGUCUCGAUCAGUUCCGGAAGUCAUUUGCUGAAACCUCAGCAGUGACACCACAUCAAGAAGAAAUCCUACCUACAAACUCAGUCUCAGUUGUUACUUCAGAAGCAGCAGUUACUGAUUUGCAAGAAGAAAGAGGUGAGGAAGGUUCCUCAGCUUCACAUUCCUUUUCUUGUGAGAAGAAGGCACCACCAAAGCUAGUAUGCCCACUUUGCCGUGGCCAGAUUAAAGAUUGGAUAGUUGUGGAAAAUGCUCGUCAGUUUAUGAAUGCAAAGACAAGAUCUUGUUCCUGUGAAACAUGCAAUUUCAGUGGCACCUACACAGAUCUCAGAAAGCAUGCUAGGUUGGAACAUCCCCUUGUGCGGCCAUCAGAAGCAGACCCAGAGCGGCAGCAUAAUUGGAGAAGAUUGGAGCGUCAGAGGGAUGUUGGGGACUUGCUCAGCACACUUCAAUCGACCUUUGGAGAGGAAGGGGCUGAUAGUGGUAUUUUGCCAAUUGAUGAUGGGGGUUGGUUUACUGUAUUUUUUCUCAUUAGAGUCUUUAGACCUGGGUCUAGUCCAAGGAGAAGUAGCUGGUCCGGUACCUCAAGAGCCAGAGCACGCCUUGGUCUUAGAAGGAGAUCAACCCGACUUUGGGGGGAGAGCUAUGAUGGGGAAACAGGAUCUUCUUCCAGGGACGACGAUAAUGACUCAUCAGAUGGUGGGUCAGCUCCACCAGGGCGCAGCGUGCGCUCAAGGCGGCAAACAACUCCUGACAACCAGCCUUAACAGCAUGUCCUCUGCUGCACCUGUAUGAUCCUUUUUGUUUGGAAGUUUCCACUGUGGAGCGGUGGGAGAAGAUUGGAGGUAAGUUAGCAGUGCUCUAGCUUUGGUCUUUUCCACAUCGUGUGGAACAGACUGGGUUGGAGUUGAUUGAAAUUUAUCGGAGCUUUGUGAAAUUGUAAUUUAAGGUGAACUUUUAAUUGAUCUCUAUGUAUAUUUUUCUGAAGCAGCUCGUUUCCUUUACUAGGCUUUGCUGCCGCUGCUUCUGUCAGAAUUGUCAUUGAAUUGGUUAAAUAAAAUUUUAUUUAUUUGUGGCGUCCAAA
Mangifera indica (mango) is the source of this 1619-nucleotide messenger RNA. RefSeq lists its product as uncharacterized. NCBI's taxonomy places the organism in Eukaryota, Viridiplantae, Streptophyta, Magnoliopsida, Sapindales, Anacardiaceae. The record is from RefSeq and is a predicted model, not a curated record. Bases 286 to 1302 code for a protein of 338 amino acids. The transcript is spliced from 3 exons.